Petromyzon marinus (sea lamprey) is the source of this 1749-nucleotide messenger RNA. Its product is annotated as cerebellin-1-like. Lineage: Eukaryota; Metazoa; Chordata; Hyperoartia; Petromyzontiformes; Petromyzontidae. Gene Ontology annotation, cellular component: synaptic cleft; glutamatergic synapse. Gene Ontology annotation, molecular function: protein binding. The record is from RefSeq and is a predicted model, not a curated record. Gene Ontology annotation, biological process: maintenance of synapse structure.
AUCUUUGGGGUUAAACCAAGAGGGCGUUUCCACAGAAUGACGGUCGAAUCGGGUUGCAUCCCCCUCCUUCCUCCUCCAUCGCCAUCCCUGUCCCCUCAUCCCCCCCCCCUCCCUCGCUGUCGGACACGCGAGAGGUGUAGACGCUUCUGUCGGCUUUGCCCUCCUCGCAUGCCGAUGCCGCUGCCGAUGCUGCGAUAGCUCCCGGGCGCCGUGACGAGGAGUCGUACACAAAGUCACCGACACCCGCCCGGCUUCCCUGACGAUGCCACCGUCCGAGCAGAAUCGGCCCGCCUCACCCUCCUCACCCCUGUCGCGCUUCGGCAUCUGAUAACGGGAGCAGAGGAACGGAAAGAAGACGUUAGCACCACCACCACCAACAACAACAACAACCAGCGGAACAACCACCACGACCGACAACAACAAACACCGUCACACGGAACGGCCACAACUGCCACCAUCACCAACAAUAUUAACACACAACCACUAGAAACAACAAUAGCCACCAUCACCACCAACAACCCCCAUCACCUACGGAAUAUCCAUCACCACCACCAAAAAUAAUCAACACCAACGAAAGCAAACAAGCAACAACCGCCACCACCAACGGAGCAACAACCACCACCACCACCGCCACCACAACCAAUACAAUUCCUCAGCACUACAAGUGCAAGAACAAGGAAAGAACCAAAACCACCACCACCACCAACUGAACAACCACCUCCACCAGCAACGACAACAACAACCGCGACCACCACCCAAAGGGAAGGAGCCCGCAACCGCAUCCACGACUCCCGUCGGUCCUCUCUCCCCAGCCAGCGAGCCAGCCAUGGGCGUCCUUGGACGUAGCGCUUCGGCUCACCAAGGCUCGUCCAAGGGGGGAGCCGUGCCCGCUGCUGCCCUGCUGCUGCCCCUGGUGCUGGCCCUGGCGCUGCCCCUGCCGGGCCCCGGGUGGGCUCAGAACGAGACGGAGCCGAUCGUGCUCGAGGGCAAGUGCCUGGUGGUGUGCGACUCCAACCCCACGGCGGACCCGGCGAGCGGUGCCUCCUCGCUGGGCUUCACGGUGCGCUCGGGCACGGCCAAAGUGGCGUUCUCUGUGGUGCGGAGCACCAACCACGAGCCAUCCGAGAUGAGCAACCGCUCCAUGAUCAUCUACUUUGAUCAGACGCUGGUGAAUGUGGGGAACAACUUCGACGUGGAAUCGAGCACCUUCAUCGCUCCUCGCAAGGGCGUCUACAGUUUCAGUUUCCACGUGGUCAAAGUGUACAACAGACAGACCAUUCAGGUGAGCCUGAUGCUCAACAGCUGGGCCGUGAUCUCCGCCUUCGCGGGCGACCAGGACGUGACGCGAGAAGCGGCCAGCAACGGGGUGCUGCUGCUCAUGGAGAAGGGGGAUCGCGUGAACCUCAAGCUGGAGCGUGGGAACCUCAUGGGCGGGUGGAAAUACUCCACCUUCUCUGGAUUCAUGGUGUUCCCCUUCUAAUCGACAGGAGGUCGCUCAACUACUCGACCCCGCCCCUGGGGAGGUCACUCACCACUCGACCGCCCCUUCCACCCUCACCACUGCCCCCCCCCCCCCCAUUACUCCACUCGUCGCCUCCUCGUCCUUCUCGUCUUUAACCAUACUUCACCAUCAUCUGCUAGUCCCUACCGCCAGCCUCCUACCGCCUCCUCUUCUCUACCCCCCCCCCCCGACCCACCACCCCCCCGAGCCCUGGGAGAUCCGAAGGCAGAGGGGGGGGGGGAGGGGUG